AUGGAUGCUCAAUAUGAACGUCGUCUUCUUCUUUCAAUGAAUGGUCAUAGUUCAUUACAAUCUUUAUCACCAUUUAAAAGUCCACUUCAAUCACCUUUAAAAACAAGUGAUCGAUACAUUCCACUUCGAUCUUCAUUAACAAUAUCGAAUCUUCAUUAUCAAAUAAAUACUCAAACAACACCAUCACCUAAUCAAACAUGUCCAUCAUUAUCAACAACACCAUCACCAAAUAAAAAACGUAAAUAUGAACAUAAUCAAAUUGGUCUUGGUUCUGGUAUAACAGCAAAUGAACCAGAUUUAGCUAUUUAUCGACAAUUAUUACAAAAUACAUUAUUAAAUACAAAUAUUGAUUCAAUAUUAAAAAUAUCUGAUGUACAAAAUAUAAAUCAAGAAAAUUAUAAAACAGUACAAACAAAAAAAUCUUCAAUUAAUAAAGAAAAUUCAUCUGUAUCAUUAUCAUCAACAUCAAUAUUUCGUUAUUCUGAACGUGUUGAAAAUUUAAUAUCAACAUCAAAUUUAAUUAAUAAACAUCAUUUUACACAUUCACCUAUAUCAAAUGCAUCUGUACAUUUACUUUAUUCACCAAAAAAAUCUAUACGACGUAUACCAAAAGUUCCAUAUAAAGUAUUAGAUGCACCAGAUUUACAAGAUGAUUUUUAUUUAAAUUUAAUUGAUUGGUCAACAUCAAAUGUUCUUAGUGUUGGUUUAGGAGCUUGUGUUUAUUUAUGUAAUGCUCAAACAAAUAAUGUACAACUUUUAUGUGAUCUUACACAUACACAAUUACCAUCAGGAAAUAAUAAUCAAUCAACUAUUGGUUCAGAUACAGUUACAUCUGUAGCAUGGGCUGAUUGGUCAAAUAUAUUAGCAGUUGGUACUCAUCGUGGUCAUGUUCAUAUUUAUGAUGUAACAACACAAAAACGUUUACAAUCAAUGUGUAAACAUACAAGUCGUGUUGGUACAUUAGCUUGGAAUGAUUGGACAUUAUGUUCUGGUUCACGUGAUCGUUCAAUAAUUGAACAUGAAAUUCGUCAACAAUCAGCUUUACAUAUAUUUCAUGGUCAUACACAAGAAGUAUGUGGUCUUAAAUGGUCACCGGAUAAAUCAAUAUUAGCUAGUGGUGGUAAUGAUAAUCGUCUAUUUCUAUGGUCAAAAAGUCAACCAUCACAACCAUUACAUUCAUUUAAUGAUCAUUUAGCUGCUGUUAAAGCAAUAGCAUGGUCACCACAUCAACAUGGUUUAAUGGCAUCAGGUGGUGGUACAGCUGAUCGACAUAUACGUUUUCGUUCAUCAUUAACAUGUCAAACAUUAAAUGUUUGUGAUACUGGUUCUCAAGUAUGUCAAUUAGUAUGGUCAAAAAAUUCUCCUAAUGAACUUGCAUCAACACAUGGUUAUUCACAAAAUCAAAUUGUUGUUUGGAAAUAUCCAAUUAUGCAACCAUUAGCAAAAUUAUUUGGUCAUCAACAACGUGUUCUUUAUUUAGCUAUGAGUCCAGAUGGUGAAUCAAUUGUAACAGGUGCUGGUGAUGAAACUCUUCGAUUUUGGAAUGUAUUUGCUAAAGCUAAAUGUAUAAGAAAUCCAGAUUCAAAAUUAAAUGGACUUAAUCGAAUGCGAUAA
Rotaria sp. Silwood1 is the source of this 1614-nucleotide messenger RNA. The record is from the annotation of a GenBank genome assembly. NCBI's taxonomy places the organism in Eukaryota, Metazoa, Rotifera, Eurotatoria, Philodinida, Philodinidae.